CAUCAGAACUCAAUACACAACAAGAGCCACGCUCCCCCUCCCCCCACAUUUAAUGCCACCAUCGUCUCUUUUCGUUUUCAAUAUUUUUUAGUAACUUAUAAGCUUUUAUAACUCCAAUUAUAUAACUUCAACACAUUAAAUAAACCCACCAAUGAGAAGCAAGCAUAAUCCAUGGACGACUCCUCUGCUCUCCUGCUUCAUCUUCUCCUUCUCAUUUCUCUCUGCGGUAUUUCAAUAGGAUCCAAAUUCAUUACAUGGGAUGACCUGAGCCUCGAUGAUUGGCCUGGUAAAUCGAAUUUCAAUGAUGGGUUGAAUAGUAGAACUCGGGUUAUAUCUGUUAGCAGAGAUGGGAAGAGUGACUCAACAACUGUGCAGGGGGCGGUGGAUAUGGUACCAGAUGGUAAUACACAGAGGGUGAAGAUCUUCAUACAUCCAGGAAUUUACAGGGAGAAAGUGACCAUUCCAAUCACAAAGCCUUACCUUUCGUUCAUUGGCAACGGGAAAUCCAGAACGACGAUCUCAUGGCAUCUGAAAGCGUCUGAUACAGAUGCUCAUGGACAGGUUAUCGGGACCAUGUAUUCUGCUUCUGUAACUGUGGAGGCUGAUUAUUUCUGCGCACAUGGAAUCGCUUUCGAAAAUACGGCUGCAGCACAAGCAGAACCAGGAGCCAAGGGGAUGCAAGCAGUAGCAUUGAGACUAUCAGGCGACAAGGCUAUGCUAUACCAUUGCAAGAUACUCGGAUCACAAGAUACUCUAUUUGAUCAUAUGGGAAGGCAUUAUUUCCUUCGAUCCUACAUUCGAGGAUCCAUAGAUUUCAUAUUUGGAAAUGCAAAAUCCUUGUACGAGGGAUGCACACUUCACGCGAAUGCGGCCAGCUAUGGAGCAAUCACAGCAUCUCAGAGGAAGUCAAAUUCAGAAGAUUCGGGGUUUUCUUUCGUAAAAUGUAAGCUGAAAGGAACUGGAAUGCUGUACCUUGGACGAGCAUGGGGGCGAUACGCAAGAGUGGUUUAUUCCUACUGUAAAUUCCCCGAUAUCAUCAUCCCUGAAGGCUGGAAUGACUGGGGAGACCCAUCAAGAAGAAGUUCUGUUUGGUUUGGAGAGUUCAACUGCACCGGAGAGGGAGCAAAAUCGAGAGAUAGAGUACAGUGGUCAAGGUCACUAAAUUAUGAUGAAGCGAGGCCUUUCUUAGAUCAGUAUUACAUCAAUGGAGAGGAAUGGCUAAGACUGUAGUUCUGCUUUUGUAGAUAAUUUACACAUUCUAUUUUUCUGGAUAUUGAAGUACCUAUGUCAGAUGAAGCAAUGAUGCUUGCCCACUGAAGGAAUGUUAAUCAUGAUUCGUUUGUUAAAUAUUACCAUCAGAUAUACGUUAUAAACA
Asparagus officinalis (garden asparagus) is the source of this 1375-nucleotide messenger RNA. Its product is annotated as pectinesterase QRT1. Gene Ontology annotation, molecular function: pectinesterase activity. The transcript is spliced from 5 exons. Bases 172 to 1230 code for a protein of 352 amino acids. The record is from RefSeq and is a predicted model, not a curated record. Gene Ontology annotation, biological process: cell wall modification. NCBI's taxonomy places the organism in Eukaryota, Viridiplantae, Streptophyta, Magnoliopsida, Asparagales, Asparagaceae.